GGACGUCGCUUUGACGCAACAUCAACGUACUGCCUUCAACCUUCUGGAAUACACUUUCAAUUUUCAUAUUUAGCGAACCAGAAGUUUCUCUUUGCCGAUAUUUGUGGCCGAUUUAUAAAAGUUUGGAAUCUUGAAAACAAAUAUUAACAAGUACAUGUAGAGGAUUUGCAAGUUAAGUGUGUACAACGUGCGAAGGACAUAUAAAGGAUUAUACAGAAUCACAUAUUUAGUGUUGAAGAAAAUUGACAUUGAAUGUUUCCAAAAUGAGAAUUUCUAAAAGAACUUUUAGCUUGUUUCUGUUUCUAAUAGCAUUGCAUGCACCGCUUUCACAAGGCCAAGAAGACAUCCUGCCAAACAUUGCAGCAUUUCCCGACGGUCCCCCAGCCCCAGGAGAUAUAUUUGAAGAACCUGCAGUAGUAACCAACGCCAAUGAACAGGUUGCAUUAGAUGCAGUAGGAGACACAGCGACAGUCAGUCCGGCAUUAGAAGACCCAACCCCUCCACCUGAUCUAGUUGUAGAUGCUGUUGAAGGAUUGCCUUCUGUGCCAACCGGCUUAGAGGAAACACCUGAUGUACCGACCGAAGCACCUUCUGCUAAUGGAGAUAUGACUGCUGACCUUAACCCUACCGAGGAGAUCUUACCAGAAGGCAUCAUUGAAACAGUUGCAACAGCUCAAGGGGAGACGCCUUUGGUAGAAUCUGGACCAGAGGUGAUUUCAGUAGGGGAUGGUGUAAUAGCUGUGGACAAUAUGGAAACUACUACACCCAUCACAGAUGUACCGAUGACAACAGUUGACUCUAACUUUGAUCCCCAAGGAACGUUUGAUGGUAGAAAUGAUCCAAUUCUUCUCACUGGGACAACGUUGCCAGCAAACAGUUCCAAAGUACUUGGAAAUUUGGAUAAUAGACCGAUUGUUCAGGAUGAGGUUUUACCAGUUGUACCUGGACAGGACACUGCUAUGGCAGAAACUCGCAGCGAAUUUCCAAUAGGAAUUGAAGCCGUAUCUACGACUGCUACAUUGACUAUAGAAACAGAAAACGUUGUAGACGAAGCUGGUGCCACUGGAAUAAACGCCCUAAAUGAACAAGUCAACCCUGCAACCGAAAUCCUAACUCCAGAGGCAAUACCGGAUAUAACAGAAUUAACAAAUACUGCAGAAAACGAUGCCAUGACAACCACAGAUUUAAACACAAUAGUCUCUAUCAAUACAGCGUCGACCAAUGAUGUAAUCGAAAAUACUGCCGAAAAGCCUAUCGUUGUUGACCAGAAAACUCCUUCUGAGUUUAUGGAUGUAACGGUAGCAGAAGUCCCAAAUUAUGAAGAAAAACUAAACGAAUUUAAGGAGUUUGUAAAGAAGAAUCCUAACACAACGUUUCCCGCUCCACCUAUGCCGCCUCCAAGAAACCCCCCAGCAUCUCAACUAACAAGAGAAACCUCAACUCCAUUAGUUGUUGCGGAUGAAAUUGCAGUCAUUUCGACAACCGAGCCUGUUCCUGGACCUUCAUUGGAGGAAAACACUCCACUUCCUCCAUCUGAGGCAAUCGUAAGACCAGAGCCAUCAAAGCCUACACUGAAAACAGGAAGUGUUGCAAAAGAACCAUCUCGCCCUCCAUCUAUCCCUCUCUUACCAAGAGAAAAUAACUUGAAGGAAAAAUCUCUGCCACCGUCUAAACCUACGUUAGGAUCACCAAAAGUGGCUCUAUCAAAUUCUGGGACUAUACCAAAGAGUACCACUAUUUCAAAACCUCGUUUAAAAGCACUAUCUAACGUUGUGCCCGCUCCACCCCCGCCUCCAUCGGACGUAUUUAGGAAAGAUUUCAAUGAGAACACAAACAAAAAGGCAAACAUGUUCAAAUAUGAACCAAAAAUUCCAUUCGAUCCUGAUUUUGAUUUUAAACCAAAUGACCGAACCGAAACAGCAAACCAGAGAUCUACUUUGACCAAAACAACCAAUGUACCAAGCACCAGGCAAUUACCUGUAGAUGUCCAAUCCAUAUACGACAAAAACUCUCUUCCGAACAAUGCUUUUCCUCUUUCUGUUGCUAAAAAAAGACCACAGAAACCCAUUUCUACGCAACGGGAUAGGGGAGUAUCCCUUUAUCAGUAUCAAAUUAACAACAAAGAUGACGUCGUAUCAGCAAGAAAAUCUAAUGUGCGUGAAAGAAAUGAGAAUCCCACAAAAGUCAGAAAUCAAAGUAGUGGCCAAGGUUCAAAUGAUAUGCAAGCUUUAUUUGACAAAACUAGAAAAUUUGUAGCAAACUUUGGAGCACCAGGUAUGCCAAUUUCCUCGAAUUACUUUAACCAAAAUCAUGGUGGCCAAAUAAAUAAUGCAAACAUACCUAAUGUUCGUCGGAACCAGCCAUUUGAAACUGUUUGGUCUCCAUCGAGUCCAAAUGCACGACUUCAAAAAAGUAAACAAAAUUCAAUACAAAUUUUCGAAAGUAAAAAUACGAUGCCACCCAUCAUUGUAGUUGAAGACGGAUCAAGUGUGAGCAAUAGAAAUACAGCAUCAGCUAGCAGAUCACUACCCGUAUCUAAGCCAUUCAACCAAAGAGACUUUAAAAACCUGAAUAUUGCCAGAACAAAUGCACCUUACACUGAAAACAAAAUGGGCAACAGUCUUGAAAUGUGGUACCAAUUAAGGGGAAAGUAUUUUCCAAAGGAUGAAAUCAAAAACUUUCAAAAUGGAGUAAAUGUGGGUACAAAUGCACAAAAUAUUGGAGGAGAAGAAUUUAAUACCUUUUUCUCUGUUUCAAAGUACAAAAGAAAUCAAAUACGACAAAACCUACGAUUGCGCAACGAUAAAGUCAAUAAUGAAAAUAGAAAACGAGCCGGAGGUCUUGCACCAAUAUCAUCACAAUCUCAGAAAAAUGUUCAAAAACCAAACGCUUAUGUAUUUAACCCUAAGAAGCAGAGAUUUCAGAUCGAGGAUACGAAAACUGUUCAGAGAAGAACACCAGAAACAACAGCUCAAGUUUCAAACAAUAAUGCAAUUCCAUUUGAACCUCAACGGCAAAGAUUCCAAAUCGAAAACACAAAAAAUAUACAAAGAAGGUUACCACCAAAACCAACAAUUUCUAGAAAUAAUGCAGUUGCAUUCAAACCACGAAAAGAAACAUUUCAAGGUGACUUCACAAGAGAUUCCAUGAAACAAUUAAAAACCAAACAGACAGCUCGAAGGCAAAAUGCCUUCAUAUUUGAACCUCAGUUACAAAGGUCUCAAAUCGAAGUAGCUGAACCAUAUAGAAUAAAAAUCAAAGAAUAUUUAGUAACUGGGAAACCAAAUACAGUAAGUACAACGGAAGCACGAUUAAACAUGGGCGUUCCAACGCUUUCAUAUUCACUUGAACCACCUGACAUGUUUUCGCAAGAUAAUCCACCACCGAUAAAUAUUGACGGUAAAUUUGAUAAUAUCGCUUUUCAGAGCUUCAUUACAACGACAGCGAGACCAAACACACUGCCACAGCCUUCAAUGCUCUCACCUAGCGCCUUCAGAAUUAAGCAACGUAAUACUCAAACACCAAAUGAUUCAUCCAGGAAAAGUGUUGCUUCCAUUGCAAACCUUCCUCGUCCGCCACCAAUGAAAUUUUCUGGUCCAUCGUUUUCUAGCACGCUGAAUAAAAAUUCAGAGACAAAUUCUGUUCUGAGCCAGAAAGAGAAAGACAUCAAUGUCGAAACUAAACUAAAUGCAGUUCCAUAUGAACCAGCAAAACGUACGCUUGGGCCAAAAAUUAGCAAAAUUUCAGAUCUUCCACGCCCUCCAGCAAUAAACUUUGCAGGUUCAUCGGGAAGCGGCACGGGAAAGGAUUCAAAUAUAGAAAUAACUCCCAUUGCAGGAGGUUCCAUAUUUAAGGAAAUACCAGAAAUUACCCCAGUCCCUCCAUUGUUUUCCGUUAACAGCACUAUAGUAAUGAAACUACAGAAUGAUUCUGUGACAAAAGAGGAACUGCAUCCUAGCGUUUGCCACCAAUGUCACUAUGUGAAUGACAUCUGCUAUUUACCCGAGGCUGAAAUUUGCAACAGAUUUGUCGAAUGUCACAGAAAUGGGGACCAAGUUAGAGCAUUUGAAAAGGAAUGCGCAAUUGGAAAUUUUUGGAAUCCUGAAACACUGGCUUGUCAAAAGUCUGUUUAUGUCAACUGUGCAGCGGAUCCCUGUAAAAAUCCUGCAGUAAAAUCCCACCCGUUCUUGGGACGAUGUCGAUAUUUUUGGAAAUGUGAGCGUAGAACAUCAGAUUUCGAAUUCUGCAGCCAGAAUUAUCGAUACGAUGGGAUAGGAGACACAUGUGUACCAGAUUUCACGUGCAAAGACGAAGAUCCGCCAAUGGACGUGGUACAACCCACAGAACCUGAAAACUGCAUCUGGACCGCCGUGGAGGGGUCAUUGACUACGUUUACAGAUGGGUUCAAUGUCCAAAAAUGCGCACCCGGCACACGAUUUGACGAAGUUCAGUGUACAUGUGUUAUCAGUAAUAUCAUACCGGAAGGAGCAGUUUGUAACCCCGAUACACUGAUCGACUUCGAGGGAGAUGAAUUAGAAGCUUUCACUGACAAAUCUGGAAACAGGAAUGGAAUUGGCAAAGAAAAUGUCAGGCUGAAGGAUGGAACUGGUUUCUUCUAUGGAGUAGGAAAAAUUUCAUUUUGGCGAUACGCUAAUGUUGAACUUGGGCCUUUGCUUGGAAUACAGAUUCGUUUCUUUCCUUAUGGAUAUUCGAAAAACCCGAUGGGCCUUGUAUCCAAUUGCAAUGGUUCUCCUAUUGGUUCUACAGUUGACAUUCGACUUGACACAAAAACAAAACAAGCUAUUUUCAAAUUAAGUACCAACAAGCAACGCAACAAUCAAAUAGUUUUACCGUAUGAGCCCUUCAAAUGGAACACAGCCACCUAUGUGUAUGCAGGGGAUACAUUUACAGCUAGCAUCAAUGAUAAAAAGGAGACCAUUCCAGUAGAAGGAUCCAUUCCUAACAGACAUCCUGCCAUUCAGGUUGGAGGGUGUAACAGAGAAGACGGGUUCAGAGGUUACGCUGAUGACGUAAAAAUAUACAACGGGUGCAUUCCAGACGAAUUUGAAUACAUUAUUUUUACAUGAAGAUGAAGGGUACAAUGCAACAUGAAAUCCUCCAAAGGACAACUCUCAUUGAGGCAAGGGGCAACUGUAGAGGUGCUUCUACAAAGCCAUUCUGUUUUAGGCAUCGUGACAAUUUGUCAUAUUCUCUCGUGCUGGAGCUUGACACCGUGUGACAGCGCUAAAUAUUUAUGACAGCGGGGAUUAACCAGAGGUUUUGAGACACGCCCUAAGCCGUUUCUCUUCAUUUUAAUGAGAGAAAUGUGCUCCGUGGCAAAACGUAUGGAGAUUUGAAUGUUUAACCACAUCGUUAGGUGCAAGGGCGCGCUUUGCCGACGGGAAUAUGCAUUAAUUAAAAUAUGUCAUGACCGAAAGUUAUAUCAGGUAAAUUAUAUUUCUAUUGUUUUGUAAUAAUGAUGUAUAUCUAAUAUUGUCGAUUACGAGAGAAAGUGUCAUUUUUUUUGUUAGAAAAAUGUUUAAUUUUUCUCGUUUAAAUCGACCUCCUGAGUGUUUAAUUUUUGUUUUGUCACUGACUGUACUGCGGUUUACGACUUGGUGUCGCUGUAAGCGUCGACAUUAUUAUGUAAUUUGUAUUUAAUAUGUAUGAUAUACAGAUGAGCAAGCAAUAAUGCCGUGUGAAUAUAUAUUAUUUAUGACUUAUUUAUUUUUAUCGGUUUUAUCUGGACAGAUGUACAUACCAUGUAUGAAGAAGAAACACAAAACACACACAUCAUAUUUAUUUUGUUUCUUUUGUCAGUUAUAAUGUUUACUAAUUGUUUAUUUAUUAAUGUCUUAUAAAUGUUAUGUUAGGUUUUGUUUAAUAAAUGUUAGGUUUUGUUUAAUAAAGUAUUUAUAUAUCAUUCAAAUUAUUACAAUAAAAUAUGUAAUUGAU
This is a messenger RNA of Magallana angulata, 5955 nucleotides long. RefSeq lists its product as uncharacterized. The transcript is spliced from 10 exons. The record is from RefSeq and is a predicted model, not a curated record. Bases 264 to 5087 code for a protein of 1607 amino acids. NCBI's taxonomy places the organism in Eukaryota, Metazoa, Mollusca, Bivalvia, Ostreida, Ostreidae. Gene Ontology annotation, molecular function: chitin binding. Gene Ontology annotation, cellular component: extracellular region.